AUGGUCCUCACAUCACAACACCCGAGCAAGGCUGGCAAGGCUUGCUCGCCAUGGCCUACCACAUCGGCGAGACGGGGCGAGCAUGUGAUCACCAUCAGCAGUUCCUUCGUCACAACACCUGAGCGAGCGAGAUGUUCAGACAAAGUUAUAUGUUACACUGCUAUUGACAUAUGUCAUAGAUGGACAGUACAUAUCGUUUCUCUCCAUGUUAUAAUUUCUGUGACCUCGGCAUUUGAAAGACAUGUCAUCCGAAUCGUCUAUCAUAACUGA
Molecule: messenger RNA, 270 nt
Organism: Triticum turgidum subsp. durum (durum wheat)
Lineage: Eukaryota; Viridiplantae; Streptophyta; Magnoliopsida; Poales; Poaceae
Source: the annotation of a GenBank genome assembly